Molecule: messenger RNA, 1919 nt
Organism: Galendromus occidentalis (western predatory mite)
Lineage: Eukaryota; Metazoa; Arthropoda; Arachnida; Mesostigmata; Phytoseiidae
Gene: spz6
Product: Spaetzle domain-containing protein 6
Exons: 11
Biological process (GO): central nervous system formation; innate immune response
Cellular component (GO): extracellular region
Molecular function (GO): growth factor activity; Toll binding
Source: RefSeq, a predicted model, not a curated record
AUGUCCGCUGUCAUCAUGAAGAUCUACAUCGGAACAGCCGUGGUGGCUUUGUGCUUCGUGGAAAUGGUCCGCAGUCAAUCGUUCAGACCGAUCGAUGGACUUCUCACCGAACCAAACCAAGAACAAGGAUAUUAUUCCUUCGUCAAGGCGGAAGAUUUCGAACAUCCUCCAAAAGUCCGAAAGCCUCCAUACCAUAGAAGUACAUUCCGCUGCAUGGAGAGAGUUGUGGACGGCAAGCUGUCGCCGAAAGACACGCUUUGCGGCGAUCUCAACAAAGGAGUCAUCCCCUUGAAUCCUAUGGGACAGAGAGCGAUCGACGAUCCCUACCCAUUUGAUUUAAUCAAGAACAAAACCUUGGAGUAUCUAUCCCGGUCGCUACCGUUCCUGAAAGAGCAGCAGAACCUCCCCAAAGUCGCCAGAUUCAGCGGCCCGGUCCAGGUUCAAGCCAGUUCGCCGAUGGGUCCAGUCUAUCGUUUCCGUCGGUCCAUCUCAGAUGAGGUUCUGAACACUUCUACCAUUCGAGUGAAUAACCACGGGACUCAUGACUCGAAGAACGACGCCCGACAGCAACUUUCGAGAGAAGCGAUUCAUCGGGUCGUAAACGCCACCCUGAACGGCCUCUGCCAAAGCGCUCAUGGAACGUUGUGCACCGUCAUGAAUCAACUCCAGCGACAACGGACAGGAUCUUCAGCCAUGAUGUUGAAUGCGCUUUCUGGCCUACUGAAUCUCGCCAAGGGACCUCAAAUUGCAAACAAGGUACAAACCGAAUCUGGAGGAAGUCCAUCAACGACGACGAAUCUUUUGAAUGUUUUGAGCUACGCAGGGGAAUUGCUUAACGCUGUGAACCAGGACACGACCACACCGGCGCCGGUCGUAACCAGGUCACCUCUGAGUCAAGUCCUAUCGGCGUUAACAGGAGCGAACGGGAAUAGCGUCACGAAUCCGUCACCGAUCGUUCAAGUUUUGGAUCUUAUGACGUCGGAGUCAUCCCCGGUCAAGUUACUGGCCAACAUGUAUUCGAACAGGUGAAAGGUUUACAAGGGCGACAAAUAUGAACAAUCUUCGAGGAGCGGUUCGAACCUCCCACCAACGCCCUGUCCUUCAAUGGAAGAAUAUGUCACCCCAGUUUACGCUAGGAACUAUCAAGGCGUAUGGAAAUACGUUGUGCAAAUACCUCAAGAGGGCUAUUUGACACAGACAAUCCAGCAGACGACUUGCAUGUCUCAAACGUGCGACUUCGUGGACAACGGCUUGUGCCAUGAGAGUCCGCGAUGGGUUUCUCUCCUUGUGGCCGAAAUCUUCUACCCCGACGCUGUCGUCCCCCACUCGAAGAGUGUGCCCAGACCUCCGCCGCAUCUCCCUCCGCACCAUCCGUCAUUCGUUCCAUCCAAAAGACCGAACUCUGUCUAUGAGAAAUCUCUCUCAGGGCCCCAGCCGUCACCGAGCAAGCACUAUCCGGUCUACCAGAGACCCAUCGAGAGGCCGCAAGCUCCACCCCCACCUGUGGAGGAUUUCCAUAAUUUCCAACAGUAUCUUCAACGGCGAGUAGCAGACAGUAAUGCACAGAAGAAGAAACAGAAGUGCGACGGAUAUGAUCGCGUGGGAUGUUUCGUCGUCCGUAUGUACUAUGAUUGGUUCCUGGUGAAUGGUUCGUGCAAGUGCUGGAAACCCUCAGGAAAAACUCAAGCGAAACACUUAUUCGGUGGCAAGAGAUGAGCGGCUCUUCGAUCUCGUCUCGAGUCCCAAAAGGCUGAUAGUAUUGUAGCAAAAAUUCUGUGGAGACUGAAAGGAACUCCAUGUGCCGGUCGGAGACAGAUCUAUGUAUUCUAGAUACUUCUCUCGGCCGCGACACUCGGCGGAACGAGAGGGCUAGGAGUAGUGAACUCGGAGAGUCCAUCGACUCCCAGGUACAGGUGUCG